Candidozyma pseudohaemuli is the source of this 1068-nucleotide messenger RNA. RefSeq names its product Rca1p (gene RCA1). The transcript has a single exon. Gene Ontology annotation, molecular function: DNA-binding transcription factor activity. Gene Ontology annotation, biological process: regulation of DNA-templated transcription. The coding region runs from base 1 to 1068 and encodes 355 amino acids. The record is from RefSeq and is a predicted model, not a curated record. Lineage: Eukaryota; Fungi; Ascomycota; Pichiomycetes; Serinales; Metschnikowiaceae.
AUGGUGUCCGACUCUUCCCAGGUCAAGGGACCUUUACACGACCAUGGUCAGCAGCAACAACCAGUGGCCCAUCCCCAGAACGCCAGUGAGCUGCUGGCUAGCCACGUGCAGACGCUGGCAGAUAUAAAAGGCACUAGCCUGGGCCCUUGGAGUAACCACAAUCCGUUCGACGUGAACUCCUACCCCAUCACCAACCCUCACAUCAUUGACUCGACAUUCUUUCUACCGUACACCAACGAAGCCGGUGUCCAAAGAAGGAGGAGAAUAUCGAUUUCUAACGGUCAGAUUGGCCAGAUUAUCAACCACGAGGCCUUCUACGCUGACGACGACUCCUACGAUGACAUGAAUGAUGAACCUUUCAGAUAUGCUCAAUCGACUCACGAUGGAGCUCAAGCAACCCCAAAUAUGGGCAACCCCAACCCUGUUUUUCCAGACAACCGUUUGCCAGGCUACGAUCUGAACCCGCUACUGCAGCCUCAUUUUGUUCACAGACCACCUCCACAGCCAGUGAAGUUGGAGGAAAAAGAUCACAUCCCGCCUCCUCCACAACCUCCAGGAAGCUUACCAGGCCAUCCAGUACCUCUUCCACAGCAAGAUCCAGCAGGUCUGUUUAACCAGGCCCAUCCUGCGCCUCCUCCACGCCAAGAUAGCUCAGUUCCGCCCGAGGGAUCUUUGCCGGGAGAAAUCACUCCGCAUUCUGCAAUCGACGACGUGGCCGGCGUCCCGCCCCCUAAUCACCAGCUUAUUUACAAUAAUGAAGUAAUUUACUCGGCAGACAGAGGCCCAAUUCCGGGCACUGCGGCGUGGAAGAAGGAGCGGUUGUUGGAAAGAAACAGGAUUGCUGCAUCCAAAUGCCGCCAGCGCAAAAAACAGGCCCAACAAGAGCUUCAGAAUAAUAUCUCAAAGUAUGAGAAUGAGCUGAGGCAGCAGAAAGCACGUUUGAAGAAGUACGAAAAGUUAUUUGCCAUUUAUAACAAGACAUUAAGUGAAUAUUUCAGCAAGGGAGGCAACUCGAUAGAAAGCUUACGCCGGUUCGUUGGGAAGCCUAUCGACGAUAUUGAUCUCUAA